CAUGCCCAACAACCACACACAUCGGCCACCCUUUCAUUCAUUACAGUGUACUCUGUGCACGUCGGAGAUAUCUGCACAAAAUAUUAAACAACAUCCGGGUACCUUACAUGUAAAAUGGCCGACUACUGUACAGGCGGGCGACGUGUGGGUCAAUAAGUGCCCGACUAAAUUUUGAAAUAGCAGUAGAAAAUACGACAAAUCACGUUUAUGUUUUACAUGUAAGAAAGAAGGACGGUCAAACGAUCAGAAAAUGCAGAAUGGUGGACAGAAGAAAGCGACAGGCUCGCGUAAAGAGAGUAAAACUGUGAGUAAGGUUAACGUGCCAAACACACACGCAAAUGCAAACUCUGCAAUAGAAAAGGCUCAACUGCUUGCCUCUCUUCAACAAGAUUUAAUGGCCGAAUUAUCAGGAAGCGAGGAGGGUGAAGUAUCCGAGGUUGAAUCUUUCAUCUUGGAUCAGGAGGAGCUGGAGAGCGGACCUACCAUCGAGAUAGCCAACAAGCUCCUGCGGUUGGACAGCCAGGGACACCCAGACCUGAGGGCUGUAGACCCUGAUACCUUGGAGGCAUUUCUGGAUGCAGCAGGUAUCGAUAAGCUUGGAGGGCCCUUUGAUGGGAAGAUCGAGGCAUAUGACCCAGAGAUCCUCGGGAGGCUAACAUCAUCCGUUAGCUCCGCCCUGGACCAAGCUGAGGCUGCUCUCUAUGGCAUCAAGGAGAACACUGUCCUUCCGGGGCAACAUGGCGAUGGACUGCAAGUUGCCGGUGUUGCUGGUGCUGCUGCCUCCUCUGCCGACCCAGUGGCUGCCAGGAGAGGAGACGAUGAUAAGAUGAUCCAAGAAACCAACGAAGAGGGCGAGAGUCUCCUAUCGCUAGCGUGCUCAGGGGGCUACUUUGAACUUGCUCAUGUGCUUCUGAAGAUGAAUGCCAACGUGGAGGACCGGGGUAGUAAAGGUGACUGUACCCCGCUGAUGGAGGCCGCCAGUGCUGGCCAUGUGGACAUCGUCAAGCUGCUCCUGGAGUAUGGUGCAGACGCCAAUGCUCAAUCCAGUGCAGGUAAUACCCCAUUGAUGUAUGCCUGCAAUGGCGGACAUGAGGAGAUCGUCAAGAUCCUUCUCGAUCAGGGUGCCAACAUCGAGGACCACAACGAGAACGGCCACACCCCUCUGAUGGAGGCCGCAAGCAGCGGUCAUGUCAACAUUGCCAAGAUCCUCCUGGAGAAGGGUGCCGGUAUCAACACGCAUUCCAAUGAAUUCAAGGAGAGUGCCCUGACAUUAGCAUGCUAUAAAGGUCAUCUUGAGAUGGUGAAGUUCCUGUUGGAGGCUGGUGCUGACCACGAGCACAAGACCGACGAGAUGCACACUGCCCUCAUGGAGGCCUCCAUGGACGGACACGUAGAGGUCGCCAGACUCCUGCUCGACCACGGUGCCCAGGUCAACAUGCCGGCUGAUAGCUUUGAGUCACCCUUGACCCUGGCAGCCUGUGGAGGUCAUGUCAAACUGGCCUCCCUGCUGAUCGAGAGGGGAGCCAACAUCGAGGAGGUCAAUGAUGAGGGGUACACCCCCCUCAUGGAGGCCGCCAGGGAAGGGCAUGAGGAGAUGGUGGCUCUGCUUCUUGCGCAAGGUGCAAACAUCAACGCCCAGACCGAGGAGACCCAGGAGACUGCUCUGACGUUGGCCUGCUGCGGAGGCUUCCUGGAGGUCGCAAAGUUCCUCAUCGAGGUGGGGGCCGACAUCGAGCUGGGCUGCUCCACCCCUCUCAUGGAGGCUGCGCAGGAGGGCCAUGUCGAUCUGGUCAAGUUCCUCCUUAGCAAAGGUGCCAUUGUCCAUGCUCAGACGGCCACAGGAGACACGGCCCUCACCUACGCCUGUGAGAACGGACACACCGAUGUCGCUGACGUUCUCUUAGCCAAUGGAGCAGACUUGGAACAUCAAACUCUUGCCCUGCAGGAGCACGAGUCGGAAGGGGGACGUACACCGCUCAUGAAGGCAGCCAGGGCGGGCCACCUGUGCACCGUGCAGUACCUCAUCAGCAAGGGUGCGGAUGUGAACAAAGCAACAACCAACAAUGACCAUACGGUGCUUUCUCUGGCUUGUGCUGGAGGUCAUCUCAAGGUCGUUGAACUCCUACUGGCCCACAACGCUGACCCCUCCCAUAAACUCAAGGACAACUCCACCUGUCUGAUAGAGUCUGCCAAGGGGGGCCAUUCUGAUGUUAUGGUGCUGGUGCUAGAGUACCCUACCAACAUGAUAGCGCAUCCAGAGGGCAUGGCUACCCCUCCAACCCCAGAUCAGGGAGAGGUGUCCAGAGUUCCGACCCAGGCACUUCCUAUCGUGGUCCCUCCUCAGGAACCGGACAAGCAUCCAGAGGAGGCACAUCUUGUUGAACUUGGUGGGUCAUCCCUCCUAGGUCAUGGGCAGCAGCAGAACCCUGAUGUACCAUCCUCCUCCACUCCCGAUGAAGCCUUGUACCAAAGAAUGGCCGGCUCCUCAACCGUCGCCACAACCUCCACCUCUGCCAACGCCAUCACCACUCCGGCAGGUGCACCCAGCUCCCUAGAGAGCAUGGAUGCCACAGGGAUCUUCAACACGACAAUCCCAUCCAGCUUCUCCCCCACCAACAUCGUGACUUCCGCAUCGCUACCGGACACCGCCAUCUCCAAGUUGGAUGCGGCGGCAAUUUCACCAGCGGGAGUCGUCGGCAACGCCAAAGGCCACCAGCGAACCGCAGAGGAGCAGAUUCUGGAGAAGCAGCAGAUCUAUGCAGAACUCCAGAAGGUGGAGCGGGAGCUGCAGCAGAGGAUGGAAGUGCAGAAGGUGUUUUCGGUCGGUCUCCCAGGGCAGGGUCUGGAUGAGGCAGAGUCAUCCAAGCUGACCCUACCGGUGUCGCUUCCUGCUGGUGUUACUGUACCGAGUAGCACGGUGGGAACCUCCCAAACUGGGGUCAGUUCGGUAGUAAAUAGCGCUGCUGGUGUUGAUCCACCGGAUAGCUCGUUGAUUGCCGGUGUCCCUGAUAGCAAUAGCAAUCAGUCGGGCAACCAGAAGCAGUCAGCGGUUCAGGUUCCACCUCAUCUACAGCCACUCCCUCCAUCGGUGUCAGACGGCGAGGAAAGCGGGGAUAACGAAGACGACUUGGCCCUCGAUACGAGGGAUAUCCGAAUUGUAUCCUCCGUCUCUUCCCAGCAUGAAGACAAGGGUAGUGGAGAAGAUGCUGCUGAUGUCCUUGGGACCGGUGUCAGACACGAGCCGCUGGGAUGCGAAUCCCAGUCACCACCAUCUGCUUCGGUGGCACCCCCUGCCUAUGAGUCGUACAACCAAAGCAGUAACUGCAAUUGCGGCCCUACCGUACCGGCACCGGCGGCGUCAUCUUAUAUCCCAGCUCUCAGUUCGCCUCUAGCAGGCAUUCCGGGACACACCCCUCUCCCGCCCGCUUCAACCUCUGUACCGUCACCUCUUCCAGACGUGCAUACCCUCCUCAAGGAGUCGUCUGGUACUCAGGUGGAUUCCAGUAGUCUGGCGGCAGCGGGCAUCGGGCAUGCUGUGCUAAACGGUGGCGCCGUGCAGAUAACGCCAAGUGCCAAUAACAUUACAGGGAUGUCUGGGGCCAUGGUCAUGCCACAUGGCUACAGGGAAGUUCAUAGAGAUUCUGAUAAGAGACCUCUCGAGUCCAAGAAGCCCCCUCCCCAGACCCAAUCCGUCGGCACGCAGUGCGACCGCUCCUCCAUCCCCCACCAUCACCAGGCGGUCCCUACCCCUCUCCUGCUCACCACCGGUGGAGCAGGGGUGGGGGGCCUGGGCACAGGGGUAGCCACCACCACGACUGCCCUUGUCCCCUCCCCUGCCUCGCCGGGAAGCUAUGACCAGGCCCACUUCGCGCCGCACCCGCCCGUCGAGAUCGACGCCCAGACGGAGAGCAAUCACGACACGGCGCUGACCAUCGCCUGCGCUGGGGGACACGACGACCUGGUCCAGAUGCUUCUGGAGAAGAACGCCAACAUUGAGCACCGGGACAAAAAAGGUUUCACGCCGCUCAUCCUAGCCGCCACCGCAGGCCAUUACAAGACGGUGCAGAUCCUGCUCAACCACAAUGCAGACAUUGAAGCCCAGUCAGAGAGAACCAAAGAUACACCCCUCUCCCUAGCCUGCUCAGGUGGACGAUAUGAGGUUGUAGAGCUGCUACUGUCGCACAAUGCCAACAAGGAGCAUCGCAACGUAUCCGACUACACCCCUCUCAGUCUGGCCGCGUCCGGAGGUUACGUCAACAUCAUCAAACUCCUUCUCAGAUACGGAGCAGAAAUCAACUCCAGAACGGGCAGUAAGCUGGGCAUCUCGCCCCUCAUGCUGGCGGCGAUGAACGGCCACACCGCAGCGGUCAAACUCUUAUUGGACAUGGGCAGUGACAUCAAUGCCCAGAUUGAGACCAACCGGAAUACCGCCCUCACGCUGGCUUGCUUCCAAGGUCGGACCGAGGUCGUCAGCCUUCUCGUCGAUCGCAAGGCCAACGUAGAGCAUAGAGCCAAGACGGGUCUCACCCCGCUCAUGGAGGCAGCCUCGGGUGGCUACGCCGACGUGGGGAGGGUGCUCAUCUCCAAGGGGGCGGACGUCAACGCGCCCCCGGUGCCCUCUUCCAGAGACACGGCUCUGACUAUUGCAGCUGACAAGGGUCACUACCGCUUUGUGGAGCUCCUGCUACAGCACAAGGCGGCAGUGGACGUCAAGAACAAGAAAGGGCAGUCGUCACUCUGGCUAGCAUGCAAUGGUGGUCACUUUGACGUAGUCCAGCUACUGGUCCAUGCUGGUGCUGAUAUCGACAGUCAAGACAAUCGCAAGGUGUCGUGUCUAAUGGCAGCCUUCAGAAAGGGUCAUGUGAAAGUUGUGCGAUGGAUGGUGAAGCACGUCAACCAGUUUCCAUCGGACACCGACUGCAUGAGAUACAUCGCUACCAUCUCAGACAGGGAGGUUCUAAAGAAAUGCCAGCAAUGCAUGGAGAUCAUCGUGGUUGCUAAAGAACGCCAGGCAGCUGAAGCCAAUAAACAUGCUAAUAUCCUUCUAGAGCAGCUGGAAUCGGAGAAGACGCGAGAGGAGAGCCGUAAAAUGGCAGCUGCAAAACGGCGCGAGAAGAAGAAAAAGAAGCGAAAGGAGAAGCAGCAGAAAGGAGGACCGAACAACAGCUCGCCGGAACCCGAACAAGACGACGAAGAAGAAGAUGAAGAAGACGAUAGCCUGGGAAGAGAAACGAGUGAGUCCUACGAAAUUGAAGACCUUGUGCCACUGGACCCACCAUCGGCCACCACCACGACCACCAUUGGCAAGGUCCGCACCAAGGAUACCACCACUACCACCACAGCUCGCAGCAACGGCCAGUCCGCCACAGCCACCACCACCACCACAACCACCACCACCACAGUCAGCAAGAAGAACAAGAACAACCAGAGCAACAUCAUCACGGCAACAUCACAAGGAGGAGGAUCGGGAGGUGGUAGCAACGCUGUGGUCACCGCCACCACCACAGCCGCCACCACGCAUACCACUACGGCUGCAAUGUCCACCACGUCCUCCCAUAGAUCCUCUGCAUCAUCAUCAAAUGUCAUCAACCAAACCAACAGCAAAGCAGCCCUUCCACCCAACAUUAAGACGAAGUCAGCAAGUGCAAAGGAACACGCCAACAACAAGGUCAACCAGAGCAGGAGCAACAACUCUGCCUCGAGCAAGGAGGAGAGGCAGAACAACAAGAACAGAGUCAACAUGAACGGAGACGUCAAGGAUGGAGGGAAGGAAGGAGCCAAAGAGGGAGGGAGACACGAAGAGAAGAUAAGGGAGGAGAAGAAGAAGAAACGCAUGAGCAUGAAGGAGAAGGGGCAGAACCAUACCAUCAGCAAACACGACGACCAGAACUCAACCGGUCUAGACGGAGGGGGCAAGAAAUCUGUUGGCCCAGGAGGAGACAUGGGUAGUCCUAAUAUGAAGGGUUCGUCGAUCACUGCAGCUAGCCCCAAGAGAGGACAGAAACGAGAGGAGGGAUGGAAAGAAGUAGUUAGAAGGUCCAAGAAAGUAACCGUGCCAGCCAAUGCAAUCAGUAGACUAAUAGGAAGGGGAGGAUGUAACAUCAAUGCCAUCAGAGACGCCACCGGGGCUCACAUCGAUGUGGACAGACAGAACAAGGGCAACGAGCGCACCAUCAAUAUCAAGGGGUCAGCGGACGCCACCCGGCAAGCCCACCACCUGAUCAGUGCCCUCAUUAAGGACCCAGAUGAAGACCUCAGCAAGCUAGUAGCCAAGAUCAAGAAGUCUGUAGCACCGGCAACCAUCCCCAUCACCAUGUUCACCGCUACACAGGCCCCGUCAUCAUCCUCAUCGACCACCACGUCAUCAUCAUCGCAGGCUGGGAGUAAGAGCAGUGUGCAGACAGGUACCACGGCAGCCAAACAGGCACCUAAGAUGAACCAGUCUAGUACUGCCAAUCAUCAGCCCCCUGCAUCCAAGCAGAACUCUCUGCAACCUGGCCACCAGCAGCUUACCCAAAGCCACAGUGCCCCAGCCAACUCCCAAUACCCCAACCAAAUGCCAGGAGUGAUUCGUCUACCCAAAGGAGUCCAGCAGCACCAGAUGGCGGCACUGGCCCAGCAAUGGGGUCGUCAACCCAUCAGGCAGCCUGCCCCUACCACCAUGGCUGCCCCAAGCAGGGUACCUGACCCCAGCCAGCAUCAUCAGCCACCGCAGCAGGUCCAUCAGCAGGGAAGAGGACCUAUCUCGGUCAACGUGGCUCCUCCUGUAGGCAGUGCUCCCCAACAAGCGUCUGCCAAGUCGCCUAGGAAUGGUGUGGCGCGCCAACUGUUUACGCAACCAGCCGGGAAAGCGGUUACAAACACCGUCUCUUCCAAUCGACCAAUCCAGAGUGUGGCUGUGAGUGGAUCGGGUGGGGUGAUGACCAGCAGUGCGCCGACGCCUGUCGGUGCCAUGCCUGUCUCAGUCUCUGCUCAGUCCAACAUCAACGCUAGUACGUUUGCGUCCAAGAUAUCGGAGAGCCGCUCUGGGCAGCAGCUCCACAUGCCACGGAUGAUGAUGCCAUCGCAGAGUCAGGGCAUGGGAGAGCAGGUUGGAUCAGGGAUGCUUCCUCAGCAGCCUGACGGUAACCGCAGCGCACCGGUAUCCACAGCUACAGGAGGGUUCAACUUCCUAUCCCACAUGAACCAGGGUAGGAGCCAGAACCCUGCAAAUGCCUUUGGCUGGAGUUCCCUAGCUCCAGGAGGUACCUUGAAGGAGGAGGGGACUGGAGAAGAAGGGGGUUUCCCCAACUCUGAGGAGGCCAAAGCUCCAGGGUACAAGCGCCUCUCGACCGGAUCCAUGCCAGUAGGAGGAGGGGACGCUGGAUUGCUGAGCACGGUCAACAACCUCCAAGGGAAUCCGCCCAACUUCAACCCCAUCCACUACAUGCAUGCCCAACAUCCACCUCCACCCCAUCCCCAUGCCCCACCCAAUCCCCACCCUCACUCUCAACCACACCUUAAUGCCCACCCCCACCAACACCCCCACGCCCAUCCCAUCGAGCGACCCGAUGUCGUCUCCGCAUCCAUGCCUCAUGCCAACCUGUCCCACUUCUCGCCCAUCACCAACCCUCCUGCACCCUCCCCGACCCCUCCCAACGCCAACGCAUCCCCAGGUACGUCGCCUAGGUCUGGUACCACUAGCCCCAGUACCUCUGCGGCUGCCCAGGAUAGGAAACUACCACGCCCCAUUGGGACGGAGCGUAGAGGGCAGCAGACUCAUCGACGUACACCUGUCGGGUUUGCUGAUCUUCCUUUCACCUCGGCAGGAAGCAUCUGGGCCCAUCAAGCUGGUGAGGGGAAUUGUUGGCCCAAUGCUUCUAUCUCUAUGGAUGACAUGGUUGUCAACACUCCUGCUAAUCCUAUCCAGAGACCUAUCGGUCGACCAGAGAGCUACCAUGGCCAACCUAUGAACGUACCUGUGGGGAUGUCCUACCAGAGGGAGAUGUCAGACCAGCAGCCCCACCCCGGUGGCCUGCCCCCUACCAACCACCAACCACACCCUGGUAGUCUACCCCCUCCACAGGCCAUGCCCUACACCGCCCCGCCCUCCAUGGGCAACGGGGUCUGGACACCUGCUAUUUCAGCCACUGACAACAUGGAUAACAAUCAGGGCUGGAGAAUGUGGAACCAGCCUUCUAUGUGAACGUAACGAACGUACCCCGAGAUAGAUAUUCAUCAUCUUCAUCAUGGGACGGAAACCAAUCAAACUCAACCAGCAUAAACUACUACUUGAUGAUGGACAAGAACUAAAAAGAAGUGCUGGGUCAUCAUUGCGUUUCUUUUCUUUUUUCUUUUUUCUUUUUUUAAAUCUUUUUUUUUAAAGUAGACUUUUAUCUUUUCAUGUCAGUGUAGUUGGAUUUCUUUGGUAAGCUUUGUUUUCCUAGAUGCAUUUAGGGAUGAUGUUUACAAAAUCAUGGUGUUUUGAACUUCAAAAGAAUGGCAAUAAAUCUUAGCUAUUAUUUGCUGGACUUUGGUCAAUGAAUUGGGAGGUUUCAAAUAAAUUGAAUCUAAUUGAGGGAUUUUGCACUUGAUGUUGAUGGACAUACAAAAUAAAAACUUUGUGUUCAACUUUUUGGUUCAACUCAGAACCAAUAUGUUCAAAAAGAAGUUCUUUCUGAAGUUCAAGACAUCACAGGUAUAUUCAUUUUUCUAAGUGAACGAGGUUCGUUUCAGCACUUUGGGCAGGCAGUGGGCAAAUAUAUGCUCACUUUCAAGAAUCCUAGUUCUGAUGAUGAAACUACUUCUUGGUAUAUUACUCUCUUCUGUUAUGUUUUCUGUUUUCAUUCUAAUCUAAGCAGCUUGGUUGAGAGACUGUGUGGAAAUGUGUUAAGAGGUGGAUGAAAUAUGAAACGAUGCUCAUGUGAUUCGUCUUCUACUACUAGAUCUCAGUUCAUCGCUAAAGUUUUGGAUAUGAAUAGAUAUACUGGCUUUGCAUACAGUAUGCUGUUAUAAACACACCUGCACUUGCAAGUACUUACAGCUCUUCACCGUAAAACAAAAAGAAAAGAAUUUGAAUGAAAUAUUUUGUCAUGUCGCAACAAGAUACGAUCUAGCUUAUUUUCUUUUCUGAUGCAUGCUCUUAUGUCUGAUUCAGUGUCAAAAAGCCACUUUCAAAAGGUUUUGGUAGUUGGAAGUAGCUUGUCUUUGCAGAAGCGACCGAUGUGAACGGCUUUAAUGGUAGAUAGUAACGCUCAGCUACAAGCUUAUUACAUGAUAGACUGAUUCAUAUGUGAACUGAUCAUCAUUAUUCUAAGGUUAUAUGUCUAGCUAGAGGCCAGCUCAUUUAUUUUUUGCUGAUGAUGAAAUUGUGCAUGGUGAGAAUUGCAAAGGUAUCUGGUACAAGCAUUUGUGACUCAAAUCUAUUAUUUGAACUUUUCUUAUACCUAAUAGUCAGUGUAGCAUUUUGCUGCCAUGCCCUGGUGCAUGGCAUUGGACCUUUUUAUUAUUUUCUUUCAUCUUUUUCUUUUCUCUUUUUUUUUUUGUGUCUGAAAGAAGAUCAAGCAGUAUUGGGGAUUACGUCAAUGUUUUCUUCUCUAUUAUUACGUUCUAUACUAUUUUGUGAUUUAAUACUGAGUUUAAAUAGCCAUGCUGUGAUAAUCAUUGCUAUGAAAAAUAUAAUAACGUCCUUAUUUGCCCCCAUAAUUUGUUUUUAUAUAAAAAUCCUUUUGCCUGGUUUCACACACGUGUAACCGCAUGUACUCUAGUAAUACACAUAGUUGAAGACAAAUGGUUUAUCUCUUAUACGAUGAACCUUCCCCACUCAAAUGUUAUGUUGGUCGCUAUUCAGGUAAUUAACAUGCAAUAUGUUAUUCUGUCGUAUAUGAAAUGCCCAUAUAUGGUAUAUAUUUAAUACAGCUUUCAAAUCUGCAUCUGGCCUGAAAAGUCUUUUUUGAUAAUAAUUCUAAUUUGAUGUAACCUCUUAAAGAAAAUGCUAUAGUCAGUUUCUUACUGAUGUUUAUGUCUGGGAGGAUUAACUAGUUCUAAGUCAAGUAAGAUAAUGAUUCUCAGCGACUUCAAGUCAAGUUGCAAUUUGAUGCAAGAAAUCAAUUUAAAGCUUGUUUUGAAUUGUGUCAUGAAUUAAGGAGAAAGCUGUCCAUUGUCUAUCACCAUCAUGUUUUGUUUGUAAUUUCUUUUCAUCAUCAUCCAACUAUGAGGAUGUUAAUACGAAUGAUUGAACAAAACUUGGGAGGAGACUGUAAAGUGAUAAAGAUGGCAUCUUUUGGACUCUUCUCGAUCGAAAUUCUUGAUUCUCUGCUUUCAUCCAUCUUUUUAUUUUAUUAGCAUUAUCAGAUGAUGAAGAGAGAUUUACUAGCAAGUAUUAAUAGUGGAGUAUUCUUCUGCACUUAACGAUGUUGUGCAUUACUUUGUAUGGAUGAGUCCACAGUUAUUCAUUUAAAAGCAUCAAGUGAUGGCGGCCAUUUUGAAGAGCAUUUGAAUGGCCGCAGCGUGUUUAUGUUUACUAUAUUUGACCGACUUGAAUAUCACAUAGUGAUAUAUUCCUUUCUUUUCACUUCAGAAAGAUAGAGAUACAAUUAGACUUAACGUGAUGAAACUAUUUAGGAUGGUAAAGUACUGUCUAAAUAGCUUAGCACAAACUUUUCAAAGAAGAAAAGAAUUGAGACAAUGUUAAAGGCAUACAGUGGAAACCAGUAUGCGAAAAGUGCUCAUUGUUUGUCCCCUGUUGACAUGACUAGCCUGUGUUUAAGAUGUUUUCUUUUCUGACCGAAACACUUGCGAGAGCUUUAUUAGUGUGAAUCAUUGGUAAAAGAAAAUGCACACAUAUCGGUCCCUCUGUGCUUUUUUAGUGAAGCACCCCCUCUAGAAAGGUGGACUAGACCCUCUUUUUUUGUUGUCAACUUUAGUUGUCAUAGUGAUGAUACUAAGAAGACAUAAAACUUAGUGUUUAGUUUGUAAUGAUGCGGUGGUGUAGCAUUUUCAUGACUAGAAAAUGAAGAGUGAGUCUGGAGCAAGCCUAACUUGUGGUGGGUUAGGCUUAGCGUGCCAGUCACUUCUUCAUAAUUCGUAGAUGACGACUGUGGUGUAGGUUACCAGGUGAAUAAAAUAUUAAUUGAAAUUGGACUGUACUGUGAAGACCAGUUCGGGGCUGAUUUGUGGUGGAUUAGUCUCUGAACAAAAAAGGUCUUGUGGAAUUAGAGAAGAAAUGAUUUGAGUAUUCUCCCAUUUACUGGAGAAUUUAUGUGAACUCUUUCAUAGAAGUAUCGGUGUGGUACGUUAUCUUUCUUGGGUGUGAGGUUUAUUUCCUUUGAAUAGACGCCGAAAGUGAAUGGAGUAUUCGCAUGUAGCUCGCACUCCUCGUAUACUUACUCUACAUAUUAAGGAGUAUUUACUAUCGUAAUUUUUACCGUAUGAUUAUACCCAAAGUAGUCACACUUUAUUGCCUUUAUUUUUGUUUUUUUAGUAGAACAAGCAAAUGUUCCCCUACUCCCUUUCGUAUUGCCUUUUAUUUGUUCAAUCAUAAUUUAAAUUAAUCUUUUUAUUGUUGCUUUUCUGUAUAACUGGAACUCUUAUUUAGCAAAUCAAUAAUGUGUUGUCGAAGCUGCAUUUCUGAUGAAGAAGAUAAAAAAACGUUGGAAUUGGCUCCGAAUUGUUGAUUAUUUUCCUCGGACAUUAUUGUGCGCGCAGGAACUCUGUGAGUGCUGCGCAUUGUCAAUAUCGAGGAAGAGGAAAAACCAUACAAAACCAGUGUCAAACGUUUAUUCAUGCUAAAAACAAUGUGUUCUACCCAUUAAAACAUGAAUUACUACAGUA
This is a messenger RNA of Strongylocentrotus purpuratus (purple sea urchin), 11811 nucleotides long. RefSeq names its product ankyrin repeat domain-containing protein 17. Gene Ontology annotation, molecular function: RNA binding; protein binding. NCBI's taxonomy places the organism in Eukaryota, Metazoa, Echinodermata, Echinoidea, Camarodonta, Strongylocentrotidae. Gene Ontology annotation, biological process: innate immune response. Gene Ontology annotation, cellular component: cytoplasm. The record is from RefSeq and is a predicted model, not a curated record. The transcript has 33 exons. Bases 251 to 8185 code for a protein of 2644 amino acids.